ACUUGGUUUUCCAUGUGACACGCUUGUUUGAUAUAGUCUUAUCCCUUUGUUUUCAAGCAAGUAGGUGAUUCGUCAACUCGCAUAUUUUUCACGUGUGUUAAAUUAAAUCUAACCGUGUCACUUCGUUUUUUCUACUAUUGUUGGGUUGCAUAGGGUUGCUGGUGAAGAUAUAGACUGAGUUUUAUAGAUGACACGCACCAGUUUUCCUAUUUCGAACCGGCAAUUUCAGAUCGAAUUUCCUCCACUCAUUUUUGGACAAUUUUUGAUUACAUAUAGAUCUCAUGAUGUGCUUUACGUUGAUAAGACUAUAUAGGCUAUAGCUGAAGUUUAAACGAUUACUUUUGUGUGUGAUGAUGGAGGUGUUUUAAGCUUUUAUUGGACUUAAAGUGUACAAUUUUACAGAUUCUCGAAAUUAUAUACAUGUGUAUCACUAUGUAUAUUAAUUGUUUUAAUUUCAGAUAAUUUUCCAUACAUAUGGAAAGAAGAAACAUAUGAUAGUGGGUGAAAAAACACCCUCAUAUAUAAUGCUUCAUGAAUAUGCAAAACCAUGCCAACAGUUAGUCUACAGACUCCAGAUGGAAAGAGAUGGAGAAAGAAUUUCUAAAGGGGUAUUCAAGGACCCAUCCUCCUCCACACUAAUUCAUAUUGGAAGGAAUUGACAUCCAACUUGAAUAAAGAAUUACAGACUUCCAGAACAGAUCCUUUUAAAAAGGAGAGGCCAGAUCUUCAGAUGACUUUAUUGAAAAUGAGAAAUUUCUGAGUGGAAGUGACGAAUGUGGCAUGCAUACAAGCAGACAUCAGCAUUCCCUCCCUCUUGUUUGUAUCAGAGGUGAGCUUUUUGAGAAAGACUCAUGGAGGAAGUUUGAGAGUGUCAGUUCUCAUAUCAAAAAGUUAGCUAGCAGUAGGAGGAGUAACAAUUCAUUCCACAUUAUGACAUGAGAAAUACGUGACUAGAAAGACCUUAAAAAGGAGAUUUGGCAUUGUUUCAUGUGGAGAUUAAAGAACCUUCAAAAUAUAUAACACAGACAUGUUUCAGUUACUUGGGGAUAACACUUAUGAGGAAUUUUGCUAACUUUCAGAUUGGAAUGUGUUGCACAAGAAAUGCUUGAUCACAACCCUCUUCUGUUAAAAACCUUUUCUAUGCAAAUAAUUAGUGUAAAUGAAAUUUAGCUAUUUCAUUAGUAAACAUGUUUUCUGCGCAAGUGUGUGUCUUUGACAUUAAAUGCUAUGAUAUUGUCGUAUUCUUAAACAAUGGAAGAUCUCUACUAGUUCUUUCAAAGGAAAGCCAACAACAGGAAUCGAACCUGUUCCUCCAUCGUACAGAUACGAAAGUGUGCACCAUUACACCAUGUUGGCAUACAUUAAGAACUGGUAGCCUUGGAGAGUAAAUAUUGCAUUAUUCUGUACAGUUGAUACUGGUUUGUGUGAUAUAUGUAUAUAUAUAUAUAUAUAUAUAUAUACAAGUAUAUAUAAUGUAUGCCUCAUGUUUGGUAGUCAUCAAUAAAGCAUUUGAAUUGAAUAUAUUCCUUGUUCAAGAAGAAAGUCUAAUAUUCUGAAAUUUAAAUAAAUCUAGCAUUUCUGUAUGUGAAAUACCUUUAAAACUAGUUCAAAGAAAUGUCUUUGUAACCCAGUGAUUAUCUGGGUCAGAAUAGGUCCUCUGUACCUGAUUGCAUAUUGUGAGAAAAGAGUGAUCAUUGAAUAAGAUUAUAAACUGAAAUCUUGUUUCACAAGUGUGACACAAUUAAUUAAGAACGAUCUGACCCUUACUGCUGAAAAGACCAAAGUAUCAAGUAUAGGUCUAAAUACAAGCAAUUGAUGGUGACCCUUGAAUAUGAAUGAAUUUUAAGAAAUAGAGAAACAAAUAAUGACUAACUUACAUAUUAAAAACUGAACUAGCAUAAGAUUGCAACAUAAUAGGUCCUGAAAAUCAUUGGAUGGAAGUUCUUGGGUCCAUAUGAGUGAAAUAUUCUCGAGAGGGACGUUAAACAAUAUACAGUCAAUCAAUCAUAAGGCCAAAUUAAAACUUUAUUGUCCAUUUUCACAUUGUAUGUGUUUACACAAUUAGUGCAUGUAGGUGUAACUUCUAUCUUUCUAGGAUAAAAUGUUAUGCCUUGCUUAAUAUCAAUUAUUUACAACAUGUAAGGGAGACUCAUAAACAGCUAGCAGUUGCAAUAAUAUUUAUACUGCUUUACAAGGAUAACCAGUCAAAAUGAGUGGAGGAAAUUCGAUCUGAAAUUGCCGGUUCGAAAUAGGAAAACUGGUGCGUGUCAUCUAUAAAACUCAGUCUAUAUCUUCACCAGCAACUCUAUGCAACCCAACAAUAGUAGAAAAAACGAAGUGACACGGUUAGAUUUAAUUUAACACACGUGAAAAAUAUGCGAGUUGACGAAUCACCUACUUACUUGAAAACAAAGGGAUAAGACUAUAUCAAACAAGCGUGUCACAUGGAAAACCAAGUAUUAUAUAUUUCCUAAGGUCUGUCUCUGGCAAUUAAUGACAUAAAAUCGAAAGUGACACAGCUAAUUAAGCCAUGAUACGCUCAUUUACGUACAUUCCCAUUACUUACCAGUGAGUCCGCCAUAUUGGAUUUUGAUCAGUGGAAGAAUCCAUUCGACAGUGAGUGCCUGGCCUUCGUGCUUGCACAUCGGAAGGCCUCGGGAACCAGGCUAGAUAAGCUCCCUGCAGGUGCGCGCUUAGCAACCAAUCACGGAAAAGGUUAGAAAACUGGGGAAGUGGCAGUGGACGUAAAUAUGUCGCAAAGAAUGAUGCUUGGACCUAUUCACACGUAGCAAGAGUAACACGUUCUGAUUGAGAUGGGGAGUCGAUCAGGAUUCAAGUCCAGUGGAAUCAGCAUGGCUGAUGAAUUUGAUGCCUCUGGGUGGGCCCAGAUCCACCAAGCUGCCAACAGGGGCUACCUAAAGUCCAUCCAGUUUUUUGUCAAAGAUGACCCCACCCUGUUGGAGCUGGAGACCACAGAUGGCAAAAAUCUCACACCAUUUUUGUGUGCAGUGGACGGGGGGAAAAUCGAUGCUGUUCAUCAGAUGAUAGAGCUGGGCUCCAAGAUUGAUACCAUCAAUUCUGAGAAUCAUGGGGCAGUGGAAAUGUGUGCUAUGAAGGGCUUCAUUGAUCUGCUAAAUUAUUUUAUUGAGAAAGAAUUUGAGAAAAUUCCAGUAUGGAAGAAUUUGUUGAGAUUUGUUACAUCUGAGAGUGAUGAGGAAGCAGAGGCUGCUGGGAGAUCUCUGCGAACUUUGACCCAAGGUAGUCAAGCAGAUGGUAUCAAUCCAAACUGGAAGCCUUUCUACGAUCAUGGUGGAAUUCCUGUUAUCAUUAAGGUUGCCAAGUCUACCAUUGGAGAGGAAGCUAAAAUCCCAUCAUUCCAGACUCUAUUGAACAUCAUAGAGAAGGAUGAAAUAAAAGAGCAAGUUUUAAGUUCUGGGGGAAUUCCCACCUUCAUCAGACUUCUGAAGUCCACCAACCAUCAUCUAAUUCAGCUCUCAGCAGAAAUCCUCAAGGAAAUGGCAACAGUAAAAGACUAUGCUGAGGCUGAGUCCCAGAAUAAUGGAAUACCAAGCUUGAUCAAGGUGAUGCAGACAAUUCAUAAUCCGGAGGUGCUGGUCCAAGUGAUAGACUGCCUGGGAAACAUUGCAGAGCAUGAGAAGAGAUAUCAAGACUUGGUGGGGCAACAACAGGGAUGUGUGCAGAUCCUAGUCCAGCUGCUGGAGGACCAGAAAGACAAGGACUUCCUAAACUCAGCCUGUCGAACUGUUGGUAAGAUCUGCUACAAUCACGAGGUCAACCAGAAUAGCUUUGUGGACUCAGGCGUGAUCCCUCAUGUUCUAGCAGUGACACGGCUUCGAAACAAGGACAUUCAAGUGACGGCUGUCGAGUGUAUUCGUAAAAUGGCAGCAAGCAAUCCAUACUCACAAAAACAAAUGUUAUCUGACCAAGUGCAAGAACUUCUUUUGAAGCUGCUUGGCACCACUCGAGCAGAAGUUGUGAAGGAAAAGACAGCAUUAGCCUUGUGGGCCAUUGCAGGGAGAGAGUUUGAUGUGAAAAGGUUCAUAUCAGAACGCAUGGGUGUAGGAACUCUAGUAGAAUUUAUUAACAGUUUGUCGGAGGACUUGAAUUUUAUUGGCUCAGAAGGACUUGGGGUUCUAGCUCAGGGCCCAUUGAGCUACCAGUCUGAUAUUGCCAAUGCUAAUGGUAUAGCACCGUUGGGUAGGCUGAUACGGUCAGAGAAAGAGUACAUUGUGUUAAGUGUGAUACGUGCCAUCAGAUUCUUGUGUCUUGGAGUGGGGUAUGUGCCACAUAAGAAGAAUCAAAAUACCAUCAUGACCAUUCGAGGAAUUAAGCUGAUUGUGGCCCUGAUGGUGCAUUCUAGAAACCAGAUGAUCCAAGUGGAGUCGGCCCUGACAUUAGCAUGCGUUUCACUUGGUAACCAGUCUAUAUUAGAUGACAUACACUCCAACAUUGACUUUAGCUAUGUCAGAAUUCUGAAGAUGAUGUACUCCAUGGACCCGGAUGUUCGUCUCCUCGCCGGGCUGGCGCUGGCCACAUUUGCCUACAAUAAUGUGAACCAGCAGAAGGAGAUUGCGGAUCAGGGUGGUGUCCGAUUUAACUGCUUCUGUCCAUUCCUACAGUCUCCGGAUGAAUAUUACAGGUGCUUGGCAGCUUUCCAGGUGGUGGUCUUGGCCAGAAUUAUACCUGAUGAGGAGCAGGCUUUAUCGUCUGCGGCAGGAAUCAAGCUCCUGGUGGACCUUCUCCAGGAUUCCUCUUCCAGUGAAACCCUCUCUCUGGCUGCUGACUGCAUUGCUAGACUCGCUCACACCAGGGCAGGAGUGCCAGCUGCCAUGAUAUCCAUUCAUGCGAUAGAGCAUCUGUGUAAACUGCUAGUAUCUUCCGCGGAACAAGUCCGAGGGUCAGCUGCUAUUGCCCUUGGGUACCUCUCCUACAAUCAUACUGGUGAAAGACAGCUGCUCAACAAAUGCCGUACUGAUCCAUACCUGAUGAGGAUACUGCUGCAUUAUACCAAGAAGAGCAAGAUGAGUCCUGCCUUUCUAGAGGCGUGGCAACACUACAAGAAAGUGGGACUACCUCCAAUACCUGAGGGAAGAACAAACUUAAUAGGAAAUCGUCCAAUGGGGAUUGAUGAUAAUCGCCCCGUUACAUUUAUCAGUAUCGAGGGAGAGAGUAAUACAAGAAGUUCCACAUCAAACAUUGGGGGUGAGGAUGGCCGAAUCACGGGGAGGUCCUCCCGAGCCUCAGGUUCACGACAGGCAACCACGCCCAGACAGUCGGGGACACCACUAAAUUCUGGGACACCUCUCAAUGCCAGUCAGAUUUCUUUGGAUUCCCAGCAUUCCUCACGUUCUCUACUUCCUGUAGCAGCAGAAGCAGAAAGUUAAUACUGUGUGUCUGAUGUAGGGCACUCUUAAUUGUUGUCAGUAUAACGUUACCUCGGGAGGCAACAAGUCUUUCACUAGUCAUUGUGUUUAAUCAUUUGAUAAUAGAACAAUUGUACAUAUUCUUUUUUAAAUCUCAAUUCAUCUUCAUUAACUUUUGUGUUUAUAUGUGUUUUGGACGUACUAGCUGUGUGCACAUGACAUGUAACAUAUUACUUAUGUUCGUCUUUUUUCACAAUCUCUGAUGCUAUUCCCUGUGUUUAUAAUCUCUAAGCAAUAUUUAGUUAUUUACCUGUGUGAUUUUUUUUUAACUUCCUGGUGGAUCUUCUCACUGAAGUAGUGCCUCGAUAUUUCUCGUCUAUGACCGAAUUUUAAAUGAGUGCAAUGUAAAGCAGCGUAUUAUCUUUUUAUCAUAUUUAAUAGCAUUUAAUAAUGAUAUUAUCUAUAGGAACUAUAUUGCCAGUAAAUAAUUCUUGAGUUAUUAGCAAGGGCAGAUCCAGGAAUUUUUGAAAGGGGGUUAAUUUUGGUUUUCAAAAGGGGAGUUCCACCCUCAAACUGUGUUAUUUUUUACUGUUUUUAACAAAAUUUUCUGACGAAAGGAGGGUUCAAACCCCUGGAACCCCCCCCCCCCCCCCCCCCCCUCUGAGCCGCCACUGACUAGUAUUUGAUAUUUGAUUUUCCCCUAUAACUAUUAGAAUUUUCUACAGUCUUACUCUGUACUCAUGGUUGUGGUGAUUUGUUAUGGUUGAGUGAAUGUAGUGCUGGUGGCUGCAGUAGUACUAGUAGUGUUUGUUAGUUUUACAUGUAUAUUUAUUGUCAUACAUGGUAUGACAUCUACAAGCAGAUCUGUGAUAAAUUCCUAUAACUAUGUUUGGUUUGAGGUUGGUAUUAAGAUUAAUACUUGUUUGUUUGAUUUGAGAAUGCAAUAUUUAAUGCAUUAUGUUUAUUUCAUCUAAUACAUGCUAUCAAUACACCUUAUCUAACAUACAAACUUGACAAAGUUUAUUUCUAUAAAUCCAAUAUUAAAUCAUGAUAUUUUUGUCACCAAUUUUUUUCACCUCCAGAUUCAUUUGACAUUUUUUAAAUGUGAUUACAUUGAAAAACAUUUUUUUAAGAUAAAAUUUAAUAGAUAGAUGCUAAUUUGCUCUGUCCUGUGCAUUUCAUAGUGUGCCAAAUGACGACAGCUAAAUGUGCAAACGCUGUUCUAUUUCGGAAAUGAGUCUUUGCAUUAGAAAUAGUGUCACGCAUGACUGAAUCAUUUCAGAUUAUUUUUGUACACGUUUUCAAAUCUGUUUUAUUGUGUGAUGGGUAUCUGUGUUGAUCGUAUAUGUCGUGAACAUUUUGUGUCCAAAUUACGUCCACAGUUCAAAGCUGCACCACACAAUUUUUAUUUUUUGUACAACUUGCUCAGGAUUUGCCAUUAUGUGAUUUUGAAUAUAAAUCUUGGAUCUACUGACAUGAAUAAUACUUAGUUAAAAACACUAUCAAAAACAAACAUUUAACAUUUCGAAACAACAGGUACAUGUACUUUAAAUGUCAUACAUUUGGACUGUACUGUCACUUGUGAAUGCUUUACAUGUUUACCAUAAUAAAAAUCUUAAUAUUCUGGAAA
Messenger RNA from Ostrea edulis (European flat oyster), 7014 nucleotides. RefSeq names its product ankyrin and armadillo repeat-containing protein-like. NCBI's taxonomy places the organism in Eukaryota, Metazoa, Mollusca, Bivalvia, Ostreida, Ostreidae. Gene Ontology annotation, molecular function: protein binding. Bases 2814 to 5405 code for a protein of 863 amino acids. The transcript is spliced from 11 exons. The record is from RefSeq and is a predicted model, not a curated record.